Messenger RNA from Nerophis lumbriciformis (worm pipefish), 840 nucleotides. The record is from RefSeq and is a predicted model, not a curated record. Lineage: Eukaryota; Metazoa; Chordata; Actinopteri; Syngnathiformes; Syngnathidae.
AUGACCGCGCCGCUGCGGCGGGUCGAAGUGCGGCGACCGACGGCGGACUUCGCGGUCGACGAUCCGGCGCGCUGGCACUACGUCUCCGCGCCACGCCUCGAAUCCGCGCAGCGUGAGCACGACGCCCUGGUAGCAGUGCUGGUCGAUGCCGGCGCCGAGGUGAUCGAGCACCGCGCCGAGCUGCCCGGCAUGGCCGACGCCAUCUUCGUCUUUGAUCCGGUGCUGAUGACCGAGGGCGGAGCCUUGGUGCUGUCGAUGGGCAAGGAGCUGCGCCGUGGCGAGGAAGAAUCGCUCGGCGCUUGCUUAAAAGAGGCUGGUAUGCCGAUUCUCGGCUGGCUCGAAGGCGCGGCGCGGGCCGAAGGCGGUGACAUGUUUUGGCUCGAUCGCCACACUCUGGCAGUGGGCCAGGGCUUUCGCACCAAUGCCGAGGGCCUGGCCCAAGUGCGGGCGAUGCUGGCGCCGCUCGGAGUCGAAGUGGUGUCGGUCGAGUUGCCUUGGUUCGACGGUCCCGAGGCCUGCCUACACCUGCUGUCAUCGCUCAGCCUGCUGGCCGACGACUUGGCGGUGAUCCACCGCCGCUACUUGCCGGUGAGCUUCUGUCGCGAGCUCGAAGACCGCGGCUUGCAGCUGAUCGACGUCGCGGCAGAGGAGUUCGUUACCCAAGCGCCCAACGUGUUGGCGCUCGCACCGCGCCACUGCUUGAUGCUCGAGGGCAACCCGAUCACCCGUCGGCGCCUGGAACGGGCUGGCUGUCAGGUCGAGACUUACCGUGGUGAGGAGCUGUCACUCAAAGCCGAGGGCGGGCCGACUUGCCUCACCCAGCCGGUGCUACGCGGCUGA